Eruca vesicaria subsp. sativa (arugula) is the source of this 2110-nucleotide messenger RNA. NCBI's taxonomy places the organism in Eukaryota, Viridiplantae, Streptophyta, Magnoliopsida, Brassicales, Brassicaceae. The record is from the annotation of a GenBank genome assembly.
CCCAAGUCUACAAAACUAUCAUGCGCGCGCUUUCUUUCUUUCUUGAUAUGACUUUUAGCGUUAGCUGACUUGUAAACAACCCUGCGCAUUUUAGCAUUACCAGAAUUCGAGUUCGUUGACGAGACAAAGCUCUCUGUUUAUUUCGACAAAACUCAUCGGCCAAGAAUGGAGGAAACCGCUCAAGAAGAUGUGUAUAAUCAUGGUGAAGAAAUAGAAGGGAUGUUGACAAAACUAGAGAUGGACUCAGCUUAUACUAAUGAAAAGCUACUCAACUUGCAUGUUCUUCUUAUGCACCUUUUGGCUUGUGAUAAUGAUCUUGAAGGAGUAGAGACACUUGAUUCCUCUGCAGCAUCCUUUGAGAAAGCUUUAACGUUUGAUCUGUUAUGUGGUAUAUUGGAGUCUGAGUUAAAGGAAGUGGAAGAGGUUUUAGAUGAGAUAGAAGUUCAAAUAGUUGACACUUCUUAUAAGUUAUCUACUUGUAAACACACAAACUAUAUCUUCAUGGAAGGAAAGUUGAGUGAAUCUGCAGAAUCCUUGAAGCAGUCUAGAGGACAAGUCUCAGAGAUCACUCUGCAAUUAUCUCAGCUUAGAAGAACACUUCAUUACAUAAGAACUGGUACAAAUGGUCAAGAUUUAAGGCAGAGAUAUGCGUUGAGACCAUCUGAUUUAAGGCAUAAAAAUGCUUUGAGGAUGCUUGAGAAGUCACUUUCAAGAGAGUUGGAGCUGGAGAAGAAGUUAAUGGAGUUUCAGCAAAACGAAGAAGAGCUGAAACUCAAGCUACACUACACAGAGGAGGUAUCUUCUAGGAUGGAAGAAGCAGCAGAGUAUAUAUGGGGACAGUUUCUAGAAGCAGAGAACUCUUCAGAGGUGCUUAUGGGUAUCUCAAAGGAGCUUGUUAACCGUCUUCAGAUUUUUCAGUUGAGUCAGAAUGGUUCAGCACAAAGAGAGUCAGAACUUAAGGCUAAGCUUGAAGAUCUCAUUGUACAGCUCCAAGGGAAAGAUCUUAUGGUGCAAAAGCUUGAGGGAACAAUUCAAGAAAAUCAAGAAAUGGUUUCAGAUGUACUUACUCUGAGAGAACAAGUGAAGUCAGCUGAAGAGAAGCUUGAAAAAGCCGAGAUUGAGCUGAGAAGUGUCAAUGCCUCUAAAGAAGAAGCUCUCUUACAUCUUUCUGAUAUGGAGAAUGCUAAUGAGUCCAUCAAAGAAGACCUUUUCGAGGCUGAGAGCAGAGCUGAGAGUGGUGAAGCUAAGAUUAAUGAGUUAAAUGCUGCAAAUCUUGAACUUACUGAGGAGCUAAAUUUUCUGAAAGAUGCUGAUGAGAAAAAGACAAAGAAGGUGAGUUCACUCGAGAAGCAAGUUAGGGAGUUAGAAUUUCAAUUACAAAGCUCCAAGGUAUCAUCAGAAGCAAGUCAAGAACAGCAGAACAUGUUGUAUUCAGCGAUAUGGGAUAUGGAGACUUUGAUAGAAGAUCUCAAAGAUAAAACCUCAAAAGCUGAGAGUAGAAGUGAGACAGUUGAGGAGCAAUGCGUUGUGGUUUCUACAACUAACUCUGUACUAAACAAAGAAGUGACUCUUUUGAGGCAAAGAGUCAAAUCCUUGGAAGCAUCAUUGGAGCUAGCUAACGAUGAAAAAGAGAAAAAUGCACAAGAGAUAACUGUGAGGAAUAAGCUUUUGAUGGAUAUGGUGAUGCAAUUAUCCAGUGAAAGAGAACGUAUACAAGAACAGUUAUAUUCUUUGGCUAAGGAAAAUGAAAAACUGAGAGUGAAUCAAUGCUCAAUGGGAAGUAAAUACCAAAGAAAUGGAACUUACGCUGGGGACAAAGAUGUUGGCAAAAUAGAGGCAUUUUCUGAAAGUCUGCAGGAGGAUGAGAGAACAAGGGAAGAACUAGAAACUGAUGUUGAACCAGAGGACCACUUUGCGUCUGAAAAGAGUAGCAUGAACACUGAGAUCAGAAGAGGCAUACUAGUUUUGGCCUUAGUUUUUGUGUUUUCUUUCAUUCUUUGCUUUGGCGUUUGUUACUAGAAAAAACAAAUCAAUUUGAAAAAUUUGUUUCUCUUUUAGCAAAUAUCAUUAGCCAUUUGUAUAUUUUUUUGUAAAUGCUCGAUUCUUGUAU